GGAGCUUUUCACCCGCUCCCUCCCUCCCCGCAUCGCUUCAAAGCCAAGGGAAAGCCGAGAGCCCAACGGAACCGAGUCGCACACGCGCCUCGCCUGCGCUUUUUCACCGAUAGCCCAAUGCAGCCUGCGCGCGCGCCAAUGGCGAGCUCCUCCACGCCGACGCGCCUCUAGGUCUCGCCUGCGGCGGCGGUCGCCAUGGCGUCGCGUCAUUGGAAUGCUUCUCCCGCGGUGGCGCCGGCGGGGAAGGACUCGCCGCAGCCUGCCUCGCCGACAUCCCCUCCGCGGCCCGCGGCGGAGCUCCCGCUCGGCGCGCCGGAGGCCAAGGAGAGCGUCACUGUCACCGUCCGCUUCCGGCCUCUCAGCGCGCGGGAGAUUCGGCAAGGGGAGGAGAUCGCUUGGUACGCGGAUGGCGACACCAUCGUGCGGAGCGAGAAGAAUCCCGGCAUCGCGUACGCCUACGAUCGAGUCUUCGGACCAACUACAACAACACGUCAUGUAUAUGAUGCCGCAGCUCAGCAUGCUGUUAGUGGUGCCAUGGAGGGAAUAAAUGGUACAAUAUUUGCAUAUGGAGUUACAAGCAGUGGCAAGACACAUACAAUGCAUGGAGAUCAAAGUUCCCCAGGGAUUAUACCUUUGGCUGUGAAAGAUGUAUUUAGUAUAAUACAAGAGACUCCAAAUCGAGAGUUUCUGCUCCAUGUAUCAUACUUGGAAAUCUAUAACGAGGUUGUCAACGAUCUACUAAACCCUUCAGGGAAGAAUUUACGAGUUAGGGAGGAUCUUCAGGGAACAUUUGUUGAGGGCAUAAAAGAAGAAGUAGUGUUGUCUCCUGCACAUGCUUUGUCCCUUAUUGCAGCUGGAGAAGAGCAUAGACAUGUUGGAUCCACUAACUUCAAUCUGCUAAGCAGCAGAAGCCAUACAAUUUUCACACUGACAAUAGAGAGCAGCCCCUGCGGUGAGUCUAGCGAAGGGGAACCAGUUACCUUCUCACAGCUGAACCUCAUCGAUCUGGCAGGUUCCGAGAGUUCAAGGGCUGAAACUACAGGAGUAUGCCGGAAGGAAGGAUCUUAUAUCAAUAAAAGCUUACUGACCCUUGGGACGGUGAUAUCAAAACUGACUGAUGGAAAAGCUACACAUGUUCCAUUUCGAGAUUCGAAAUUAACACGGUUGCUACAGUCAUCCUUAAGUGGUCAAGGACGUGUUUCUCUAAUAUGCACCGUUACUCCAGCGUCAAGCAACUCAGAAGAGACUCAUAACACAUUAAAAUUUGCCAACCGUGCGAAACAUAUUGAGAUCCAAGCAUCGCAAAACAAGAUUAUGGAUGAGAAAUCUUUAAUAAAGAAGUACCAAAAUGAAAUUCGCCAAUUGAAGGAAGAGCUAGACCAACUGAAAAGGGGUAUACUUACUGGCACUCCUUCAAAAGAUGCUGCAGAAGACAAUGUCAUUCUUUGGAAACAGAAGCUAGAAGAUGGUAAUGUCAAACUUCAAUCUAGACUGGAACAAGAAGAAGAAGCUAAAGCUGCAUUGCUUGAGAGGAUACAACGUCUAACAAAGCUAAUCCUGGUUUCCACAAAAGCAACUCAGACUCCUAGAUUGUCCCAACGUCCUGGCCCAAGGAGAAGACAUUCUUUUGGUGAAGAAGAGCUGGCAUAUCUCCCACAUAGAAGGCGAGAUAUCAUAUUGGAGGGUGAAAGCAAUGAUUUAUUCGUUCCUAUGGAAGGAUUUGAUGAAACACUUGAAGUUUCUUCCAAAGGGGAGAAGAAGAAUCGCAAAGGGCUCCUUAACUGGUUCAAACUUCGGAAACAUGAUGGUGGCUCUGCUGCUCAGACAAGCUCGGAUGGUGACCAGAGGAAAGCAUUCGCUGCCCCUUCGACACCCUCAGAGAAUGGAAUUAAUUUUCCAUCAGAACAAGGGAUGUCUAAUUCUUUGCUUGCUGAGAACGUAUCAACUGAUAUGUUGAGUGUUUACCAUGACGAAUUUCAUUCUGAUAGCCUUCCUGGAGAAGAAGCUCCUGUGGUCAGCAGAAAAACCACAGAUCAUGUUGAUCUUUUGAGACAACAAUUGAAGAUCUUGUUAGGAGAGGUUGCACUCCAUACAAGUGUUCUAAAGCGCCUCACAGAGGAAGCUGGAAGAAGCACAAUGAAUGGACAUAUUGAGAUGGAAAUGAAGAAAGUCAAUGAAGAGAUUAAGGGCAAGCAGCAGCGGAUAGCAUAUUUAGAAAUGCAGAUUAAGGGGAAGUUUUAUCAGUUAGAACGUCCACUGUCUCACGCAGAGCUACUGGAGCAACUCAAUGAGAAAGCCUUUGAACUUGAGGUGAAUACAGCAGAUAACAGAAUAUUGCAAGACCAGUUAAAGCAAAAGGGAAGCGAGUACCAGGAAUUACAAGAAACAGUUGCGCACUUGCAAGAACAGCUUUCCCAAGCUCUUGAAGCUAAUGAUUUAUUGUCAGAAAGCAUCAUAUUUCAGCAGAACACAAGUUGUGAAAUUGGAUCACAAGUUCACGAAGGAAAUCCAUCAUCUAUAGAUGUCUCUGAUGAACUGCUGCAAAAAGCACAGCAGUCAGAGAUUAAUGAACUGAAGCAAAGAUUGCAUGAGCUCACUGAAGCCAAAGAUCAACUAGAGGCCCGUAAUCAGAAGCUGCAAGAGGAAAGUAUGUACGCGAAAGGCCUGGCCUCAGCUGCAGGCGUUGAACUGAAAGCACUGUCUGGAGAGGUCACCAAACUCAUGAACCACAAUGAGAGGCUUGCUAGUGAGUUGGCAUCAGCAAGAAAUUCAACUCGACGACGUGCAAGCAAUGGUCCAAGGGUUGCUAGGAGGGGUAGCCAUAUCGAACGGUAUGAGCCAGCUAGCAGAAGAGACAUUCAUGGUAUCUACGAGAGAGAACAGGCUCUGGAAAUCAUGCUUAUGGAGAAGGACCAAAGAGAGGCGGAACUCCAGAAGAAAAUCGAGGAGUCGAAGCAGAAGGAAGCCUUCCUGGAAGGAGAGCUUGCGAAUGUGUGGGUUCUAGUGGCGAAAUUGAAGAAGACUCAGGGGAUUGACUAAGAUGAUAUGGAUGCCAAAUUUAACAGAUCAUGACACUGGAAAGGAUCAUUGUAGAAAACAAUUGUCUGAUCAUCUCAGCUUCGGCAUUGCACUUUGCUUGGGUGUGGGGGUUCUGCCCCAGUGCGAAUCAGUGUAUAUGACUGUAAUUAGUUGUAUCAGAAUCAGUGUGUUGUAUAUAUCAAUUAGGGUUAUGACUUCGUUCUGAGGAUUGUCAUGCCGGUCUGGUUUGUCGAGGGCUUUCAACCAUUUCGACUACAGUUUGUCCGGUUGAAACAAACGGAAGUCUGAUGAUGCCUCCAAAGCAAAUGCUGAAUGUGAAUAUGCUGGUACUGUGUGAUGAAACAAAUAGUUGGUGGGCCAUCUUGCCUCUUUUUUUAAUCAUCUCUUUCCUUUGGGCUGCAUAAUACAAUAACCACGCUUGGAUGUUAUGCCCAUGUGAUAUUGUGAUUUGACAUUCAGUUUCUUUGUAAUGGUAACAAUGC
Molecule: messenger RNA, 3521 nt
Organism: Phragmites australis (common reed)
Lineage: Eukaryota; Viridiplantae; Streptophyta; Magnoliopsida; Poales; Poaceae
Product: kinesin-like protein KIN-7D, chloroplastic
Exons: 23
Coding region: 196-3039 (947 amino acids)
Biological process (GO): microtubule-based movement
Molecular function (GO): microtubule binding; ATP binding; microtubule motor activity
Source: RefSeq, a predicted model, not a curated record